Leptinotarsa decemlineata (Colorado potato beetle) is the source of this 1760-nucleotide messenger RNA. Its product is annotated as N-acetylneuraminate lyase B. NCBI's taxonomy places the organism in Eukaryota, Metazoa, Arthropoda, Insecta, Coleoptera, Chrysomelidae. Gene Ontology annotation, molecular function: lyase activity. The record is from RefSeq and is a predicted model, not a curated record.
GUCACAUCAUAGGUAACAAUAUGCUCUGAUUGUGUGCUGUUUGUUUGUUUAGAAUUUAUAGCUGUUGUUUGGUUAGAAUUUAUAGUUGUUGUUUCUUCAGGUUGUGAAUUGUUUUGUUUCAUAUUUGAAAACCGAUAGGGCAAUAUAAUGGAACAUUUUGAAAUUGGGUGUUGUUUCAAAAGUUACAAUGAGCUAAUAGAAAAACUGAAAGAAUACUGCGAAAUUACCUGCACGAAAUUCACGACAAAAGAUUCUAGAUUGAUUACUAAUGAAUUUGCCAGCGCCAAAGAAAGUUUUGUUUAUUCCGAACUGAAGUUGAUUUGUGUACAUGGUCGGACCCCCAAAAUAAAAGGCGGUGAAAAAAAACGUAAAAUUAGAACCUUGAAAAUCAAGAAGACAGAGUGCCCAGCUUACUUCAGAAUCAAAUUGAUAAACUCUGGAGUAGCUUUGCAAAUAGUGGCCAUGAAUGACAAACACAAUCAUCCCUUGGAAAAAAUUGAGGUUGAGGAACCACCCAAAACAAAAAAGAAGAAAGGAAGUUAUGACAAAAAUAUCAGCAGUUUCAAGUUAGAGAUAAAGAAUGAAGACAGUGUCAGUUCAGAGGAUAUGCAGCCUUCCGAAUUCAUUGAAGUUUACAUAGAUAGAGAUGAUCCUGAUCAAAAAGUCGAAUUUUCAUUCAGAGGUCUUUGUGCGCCUGUAUUUAACGUAUUUACUGAAGAUAACUCUCUCAAUGUAAGCAUCAUUCCUGAAUAUGCAAAAUAUCUAGCAGAUGGAGGAAUCACUGCUGUUUUAGUUAAUGACAUCAUGGGUGAAUGCACGUCUAUGUCAGUGUCGGAAAGAAAAUCUGUUACUGAGGAAUGGAUGAAAGCCGUCAAAAUCACUAAUCAGCAUAUUAUGGUCCAAGUAGGUGGAUGUGCCUUACCUGAUGUCGUAGAUUUAGCAAAACAUGCUGAAAAGGUUGGUGUAGAUUCUAUACUGUGUCUUCCAGAAGUAUGUUUUGAAGGGUCUACACCUAAAGAACUUGUGGAAUAUUUGAAGAUAGUAAGUCAAGCUGCUCCUAACACUCCGCUGUUAUACCAUCAUAUACCAAAGAGAACUAAUGUUGAUACAAAUAUCAUGCUUAUUUUGGAGGAGUGUACUGGAAAAAUACCCACAUUUUGUGGCAUCAACUACACUUCCAACGAUUUAGAAGAAGGUGUGGCAGCUUUAGAAAUAGAUAGUAAAAAAAAUGUAGUAUUUUUUGGAGCUGAUAAGCUGUUGGUGGGUGCAUUUUCAAUGGGAUUUGAUUCAGCCAUUAUACCCAGUUUGAAUAUCUUUCCAGAAUAUGGCAAAUGCAUACUAGAAGCAGUUGACAAGUCUAAGUUGGAAGAAGCAAGGAAACUUCAAAGAGAACUUUCAAUUAAAUAUGAUGUAAUAUCCAAAUUUGGAGCUCUUGUACCUGCAAUGAAAGCUGCAAUGAAUAUAGCAACAUCUAUAAAUGUUGGACUGGUGAGGCCCCCAUUGAAAAAUCUCUCAGAUGAACAAAUAGAAAACAUGAAGAAUUUGUUAGGACUCGAAUAAUCUAUAAGGGACGAAAUUGUGCAAAUAGAACAUUUAUGUUUUUCUUUAUGGUGUUACAGCUGAAAGAAGACGGCAAAAAAUUGAAUUAAUAAUACUUGAAACAAUUACAUAUAAAAAUUAUCAUCUAAAAUAAAAUCGUUUUUUGAAUUGUAUACAAGUAAAACUGAAAUAAACAUUUUGCAAACUUUUAACUAAGGGUA